AUGACGAACGCGCUGUACGAUGUGCUAGUGAUCGGGGCGGGCCCGUCCGCCUACACGGCGGCCCUGUACGCUGCUCGCAACAACCGGAAGGUGCUCGUGUGCCACGGCAUGGGCCCCUCGGGCCAGCUCAGCUCCACCAAGGAGGUCGAGAACUUCCCGUCCUACCCGGACGGCAUCAUGGGCCCCGACCUCGUCUACCGCUGCUACGAACAGGCGACGAAGUGCGGCGCGGAGACGAAGGACGCGAUGGUGACGAGGCUGCGCAAGGAGGCGGACGGGAGCUUCGCGGUGACGGCGGAGCCGACGGACGGGACGGCGGCCGUGGAGCUGCAGGCGCGCACGGUGAUCGUGGCGUCCGGCGCGGACGCCCGCCGCCUGGGCUGUCCGGGCGAGGAGCAGUACUGGACCAAGGGGGUGUCGGCGUGCGCGGUGUGCGACGGGGCGCUGCCGAUCUUCCGCAACAAGCCGGUCCUGGUGAUCGGCGGCGGCGACACGGCGAUGGAGGAGGCCAUGCACAUGACGCGCUACGCGUCGAAGACGUACGUGGUGCACCGGCGGGACCAGUUCCGCGCGUCGGCGGUGAUGCAGAAGCGCGUGCUGGGCAGCGAGAAGAUCGAGGUGGUGUGGGACUCGGUGCUGGAGGAGAUCUGCGGCGACGGCAACCUGUGCAAGAGCGCCAAGGUGAAGAACGUGAAGACGGGCGAGGUGACGGAGAUCGAGUGCGCGGGGGUGUUUUUCGCCAUCGGACACACCCCCAACACGCAGUUCCUCCGGGACUCCGGCGCGGAGUUCGCCAAGGUCCUCGACAGCGAGGCCGGGCACAUGAUCGUCCAGCCCGGCACCUCCAUCACGGCCGUGGACGGCCUCUUUGCCUCGGGCGACGUCGCGGACAAGCGCUACCGGCAAGCGAUCACCGCCGCCGGCUCGGGCUGCAUGGGCGCGCUCGACGCCGAGCACUACCUCAGCGCGCGCGACUGA
Pedinophyceae sp. YPF-701 is the source of this 978-nucleotide messenger RNA. The record is from the annotation of a GenBank genome assembly. NCBI's taxonomy places the organism in Eukaryota, Viridiplantae, Chlorophyta, Pedinophyceae.